GCGGUUGGGUGGUCUGGGCGGUUGGCCAGUGAACCCUUCUAUGGCCUUAUCUUGUUUUAAAAAUUUCCUGCUCAUUCCAACGAAAUUUGUUCAAAACUCCUAUUAGCAGACAGGAUUGGCCAAUGAUUUUGAAGCUGUUCCUCUGUUACUUACUCCUCUUCCUUAAUUCAUGGAUCAAUGGCACCAAGGGGGAUCCUGCUAUCCAUCAACCAAUCACCGCCCUCACGAUGUCCCUCCAACGACUGGAGCUCGAGCCAGAGCGAGUACAACCCCAAUCGAGCCUUAUCUGCACCGCACACAUGUGUCGAUCCAAUAACUCCGUUCCAGGAGAUGAAACCCCCGUCGAAGCGGAGGACAGUCUACGUCUGGGAAUGUUGUCAAUGUGGACUUGCGGCCAUUCGUAUACAGACAGAUCCAUGUCCAGAGUGCUCCACCCCGCGGUGUCCGCACUGUCUGACGAGCAAAGUUCAAGUGCGUUAGAUCAACGAAUCUCAAGCGCAUAUCAAGGAGAAGGGCGCGGGAUUGCGGUGAUUGGGAAAUGGGUAUCUGAACACAGAGCUCUACUCGAGAUCGGAUCCUCCGAAAUAUACUUUCCUUCACGGCUUCACUCGAAUUCGGAAAACAGCUAUGCAUGCACCAGAUAUAUUUGUAGCCAAGAUGUGCGGUGGCUUAGAUUGUACAGGGUUUGCAGAGAGGCAAAUUGGCUCGAGAGCAUCUCGCAACAGACUAUCAGAUGUGCAGGGCUGCAGGGUCUGUGGUCUUUUUGGACCCAUGCACGAAACUUACGUUCUCGCUCUGGUUCUGCUUAUUGGUCUAUGCCGAAUCAGGAGCUAUAUUUAAAGUUCUACCUCAGACAAGACCACAAAUUCCAAAGCCUCCACGAUGACUUCGAUAUGCGGCGCGAGUAGCCGGGCUAGGUAAUCCCUUUGUCAGAAGGCUCCCUCUUUCCAGAACCGUGAAUAAAGAGCUGUGGGCUCUUAUAGCUAUAUUCAAUUAUACCCCACGCGUUAACC
This is a messenger RNA of Hyaloscypha bicolor E, 1013 nucleotides long. RefSeq lists its product as uncharacterized. Bases 123 to 908 code for a protein of 261 amino acids. The transcript is spliced from 4 exons. The record is from RefSeq and is a predicted model, not a curated record. NCBI's taxonomy places the organism in Eukaryota, Fungi, Ascomycota, Leotiomycetes, Helotiales, Hyaloscyphaceae.